Cynara cardunculus var. scolymus (artichoke) is the source of this 465-nucleotide messenger RNA. RefSeq lists its product as uncharacterized. The record is from RefSeq and is a predicted model, not a curated record. Lineage: Eukaryota; Viridiplantae; Streptophyta; Magnoliopsida; Asterales; Asteraceae. Bases 1 to 465 code for a protein of 154 amino acids. Gene Ontology annotation, biological process: defense response to other organism. The transcript has a single exon.
AUGACAAAAGCAGAUGAUUCUCCAGCGAACAUGGUUAUCCACUUUGAUCUCAAGCUAAAAAACGAGAACUCGGCAAUAGGUCUUCAUUACCCCGAUCAACUCAACAUCACGUUUUCUUACUUCCCAAAUGUAUCCAUGAUUGUUAAUUUAGCAGACUACAAGUUGAAUAGUUUUUAUCAGGGUAAUGGGAAGACUAGGCACGUGAGAGACGUGGUGGAAACAAACAGCUUCCCCAGAGUGUUGGAAGGCACAGAUUUUAUAGUUUUUCGAGUGGAUUUGGUGGCUUCGAAUAGGUACAAAAAGGCUGGAACCAAGAGGCAUAAGGUGGAGUUGGGAUGUCUUGUGGGUGUAAAUGUUACAGAUACCACAAAAAUGCAAAGGGGGUUUAUUCGAUUGGUUGAGCCAGGUCUUGAUUCCAAGCUGAAGAAGAAACCUCCACCUGAAUAUAAUGGUGCUUAUCUCUGA